Molecule: messenger RNA, 750 nt
Organism: Cryptomeria japonica (Japanese cedar)
Lineage: Eukaryota; Viridiplantae; Streptophyta; Pinopsida; Cupressales; Cupressaceae
Exons: 2
Coding region: 1-750 (249 amino acids)
Source: RefSeq, a predicted model, not a curated record
AUGGGGCAUAGGCUGGGCAGAGGUGGUGCUGAGGCGGAGCGGCACAAUGUCCGAUUGGAGGUGGCACAGCCCGACAAAGGUGGCAAUGGUCGACGGGGACCAGAGCGGCGCAGAGGCUUGCCGGCGGGGGUCGAAGAUCGGCGCCGGAGCGGCGGCCGGCGACGGGAAUCUUUGUCGGCGGGGGCUGAAGCAGUGGUUGACGAUGGGAAUCUUUGCUGGAAAGCAUCACUGGAGUGGGAGUCUAUAGCCUGCGUUGCUGGGUGGGGCUGGCUUGACAGGUCCACAGGGUCGUACGGCACCGGAUUGUCAGUGGAUGGUCCGGUGGCCAGGGAGCGGAGCUCCGGUGGCAGGGCGGUGGCCAGGUGGCAGCCUGGUGGUAGAGUGGUGGCUGGCCGGGAAAAAGGGUCUGGUAGUGGCGAGGCCAGGCGAGGGUCGCAGGCUGAGCAGCAAGGGCCAAGGCUGAGGCCGCAUGGCGGCGGAGCUGGGGAGCGGCGGGGCCAGGCGGAGGGCUGCAAGCUGAGCGGCAGGGGCCAAGGCGAAGCACGGCCGAAGCUUCAGCAGUCGGGGAUUGGGGGCCGCUGGUGGCGGUGGGGAGCAGGGGUUCCGCUGGCGGCGGUCCGAAGGGCAACGGCGGAUGCCGGAGGGCCGGCGGCAAGGGCCGAGGAAGAAUGUUGGAGGGCCAACGACGAGGGCCGAGGAAGAACGCUGAAGGGAGUCCAAAAGGGGGCCAGCGGGGGCCGAAAAGUAUAG